GGUGAUUCGCAGUUAAAAACGUAUUUCAUUUACGGCCAUACCAUCGCCAUUGUUCAGAGAGACAAUAAGUUUCGACGACUACGUUUGAUUGAUGGUAUUUGCUAAUCUCGAGAGUUAAAUCUUCAAAAGUAGCCUUGUAAGUAAAAGUUUAUGGUCAUAAAAGGCCUCAUAAAUUACGCGAUCCUAAAUUUCCUGCUGCUUCUUCAGAAGAUGAAGCAAAUUCUCGCUGUGUGUCUCUUACUGACAGCAGUCAAUGCUGUUUUUCUGGAAAGUUCUGAAAGACCUUUGAAUAGAUUCCACUUGGAACGUUGGUUCCCACUAUUGGGGCUUACACCACCGACACAUCAGUUCAUACCACCGGGACAUCGAUUCCCACUACCGGAACAUUUACAUCCACCAGGACACAUACAACUCCCAUCAGGCCAGUUACCGUCAUGUACAAUAUUAGAUGACUUAUUUUCCAAAGAUCAACAAAACAAGGAAUCAGAAUUUUGCACUGUUGUGAGGAUUUGUCAUAAUCCGCUAAUAAACAAAACUCUUGGAACAACAGUACAAACUCCUACUCCACAACCUCAAACCACCGAAUCUUUCCAUGGAGGAGAAGGAAUUAUCGAUAUUAGAGUAGGCAACUAGAUGGUAAAAAUACUACAAUGAAAGAAAAGCAAUAAGGUUUUAUUAAAUUUAUCAUACAUUAAA
Molecule: messenger RNA, 696 nt
Organism: Frieseomelitta varia
Lineage: Eukaryota; Metazoa; Arthropoda; Insecta; Hymenoptera; Apidae
Exons: 3
Coding region: 151-633 (160 amino acids)
Source: RefSeq, a predicted model, not a curated record